AUGCGUACGGUUCGAGUUGAUGGAGGAAACCUACGACAAUUGAUCACGAUUUUGGUACACGUCAAGAAAAAUCCGGGGCAGCAAGAGCCACGUCUUAAGCGGCUAUAUAUCGACUAUGAUGGAAUUCAUCCCGAGAACUGGGGGCCAAUUUGGAAAUACGAAAUUGACUGCGUCAAGUCCCUCGCAGAUAAGCAGAAUGUUCCUUUUGAUUCAACAGCCUUCCAAUUUGAGAACGGAAUUCUCAUGUGCAAGAGCCCCGAAAGUGAGUUGACAAUCCGGAAAUUUCAUGUACAAGUCAUCGCCCUUCUUUUCUCCACGGACACUUUUCCGGAAAUGGUACAGCUUGCGUGCCACAAGGACAUUCUAGAAAUGUUCAGAGGCUUCAAACACAAGAUAAAAAACAUGGUAUCCUCUCUGGCUCUUCGAGAUUCAGCUUCUCGUGAGCCGAAACCUGAUUCACCACUUUCGUGGGACCAGGAGAUCGUCAGCAUUCUAUCAGAUUCUAUGCCGGCGAAGCACCUAUUUCUCGAGGGGCCGAUUGUCCGAAUUUCCAACGAAGAAGGUCAUGGCCUAAGGAACCAUUCAGACAUCACGUUCUACAAGAUAAGCCCUGGGAGUGCCCAAAUUGGCCACCUCAUCGACUUACGCGCAACCAAACUCUCUGCCUUCAGAUACAUUGCCGAGGAUCAUCAAGAGCGUAUUGGCGAGAAGUGGAAAGAUCCACUGAUCAAAAUUCUCGGUGAUCUGAAUUCAACUCAAGGAGAAUGUCUGAAAACGUUGUGUCUUGGCCUAUUUAACGCCCCGCGGGGAUACUCGGGGCUGGCGGUUCCUCCGUCAAUGGGAUUGCUACAAAGUUUGACACACCUGUGGAUUGACUCUGGCAAGAGCGACGCGAGAUGGAAGUACGAAGCCAUUAGGUCAUUCGCACUACCAAACCAUUACGCACAAAAUUUGUUUCACCUUCGCAUCACAGGGCCUCGCGAGGACCUCGAUAAUUGGAUAUCAUUCAUGCUCACUGGGGGCAAAUCAGUGUGGGAGCAUCUGAAAAGUUUCAGUAUCAACGAUGAGACAUUAGUCGAGCAAAACAGCCAGAGUCUUGAAUCAGUUGGAGUCAAACUCAAGCUUAUUGGUGAGAAUGAUGAUAUCAGGCUCUGGACCAAUGAGGGCGAUAAUCUGGAAGAGUUUAAGGACGACAAACGCCCAAGCCAAUACUUCAGCAAAGUCCUCAAUUAG
Messenger RNA from Colletotrichum paranaense, 1233 nucleotides. RefSeq lists its product as uncharacterized. The record is from RefSeq and is a predicted model, not a curated record. NCBI's taxonomy places the organism in Eukaryota, Fungi, Ascomycota, Sordariomycetes, Glomerellales, Glomerellaceae. The coding region runs from base 1 to 1233 and encodes 410 amino acids. The transcript has a single exon.